This is a messenger RNA of Clarias gariepinus (North African catfish), 2289 nucleotides long. It is a transcript of the gene p4ha1b, whose product is annotated as prolyl 4-hydroxylase, alpha polypeptide I b. Gene Ontology annotation, biological process: peptidyl-proline hydroxylation to 4-hydroxy-L-proline. The transcript is spliced from 15 exons. The coding region runs from base 149 to 1762 and encodes 537 amino acids. Gene Ontology annotation, cellular component: endoplasmic reticulum. The record is from RefSeq and is a predicted model, not a curated record. NCBI's taxonomy places the organism in Eukaryota, Metazoa, Chordata, Actinopteri, Siluriformes, Clariidae. Gene Ontology annotation, molecular function: procollagen-proline 4-dioxygenase activity; iron ion binding; L-ascorbic acid binding.
GAAACAAGAGCCGACAGGAUAAAACACGGCUGCAAAACAGGAGAGAGGAAUAAACCCAGCCAGAGUGCCAGAGAGUCGAGUGGAGAGGAGCCGGUGUAUCAGCUCGGAAUCUGAGGCUCUUCCAGUGCUUGUAGAGGGACUGAGCAGGAUGGCGUUGUGUUGGUUAAUAUUAAGUUUGGUUCUCCCAACUCUUCACGCUCAUGUUGAAUUUUUCACAUCAAUUGGUCAGAUGACAGACCUGCUGUUCACAGAGAAGGACUUGGUGACAUCGCUGAAAGAUUACAUCCAAGCCGAGGAGAAAAAACUGCAGCAGGUUAAACAAUGGGCUGAGAAGUUAGAUUCACUGACAUUAUCGGCGAUGGAGGACCCCGAGCGUUUCGUAGGUCACCCGGUCAAUGCCUUCAAGCUGAUGAAGAGAUUGAACACAGAGUGGGCCGACGUGGAGAGCCUCGUGCUCAGCGACACCACCGAUGGGUUUAUCUCUAAUCUGACGGUGCAGAGGCAGUACUUUCCCAAUGAUGACGAUCAGAAAGGAGCUGCGAAAGCUUUACUCCGUCUGCAGGACACAUACCAGCUCUCAGCCAACACCAUCUCUGCUGGAGAUCUGCCUGGUGUGGUUCAUAAGAAUCGCAUGACGGCUGAGGACUGUUUCGAACUGGGGAAGGUGGCAUACUCUGAGGUGGAUUAUUACCACACUGAGCUGUGGAUGGCUCAGGCUCUCAAACAGCUGGAUGAGGGAGAGGACUCAUCCGUGGACAAGGUGACCAUACUAGACUACCUCAGCUACGCUAUCUACCAGCAGGGCGAGCUAGACCGAGCUCUGGAGCUCACCAAGAGGAUGCUCAAACUGGAUCCCACUCACCAGCGCGCCAACGGAAACCUGAAGUACUUUGAAGUCCAGCUGGAGAAGCAGAGAAAAGCCAUGGAAGCUGCAGAAGGUGAUAACCAACAGAAAAAACAGGUGGAUAAACGAGAUGUGCAGCUGAAGCGCUCCAGAGACCCGCUGCCUGAGAGGAAGAGAUACGAGCAGCUGUGCAGAGGGGAGGGCGUGAAAAUGACCCCUCGUAGACAGAGCCGUCUGUUCUGCCGCUACUUCGACAACAACCGCAAUCCUCGUCUGAUACUGGCUCCCGUCAAGCAGGAGGACGAAUGGAACCAUCCCCGCAUCGUCCGUUACCAUGACAUCAUCUCUGACGAAGAGAUUGCAAAGAUCAAAGAGCUUGCCAAACCCAGGCUAAAGCGUGCAACAGUGCAUGACCCCGCUACGGGAAAACUCACCACGGCUCAGUACAGAGUCUCCAAAAGUGCCUGGCUGACGGCUUAUGAGCACCCAGUUAUUGAGAAGAUCAACCAAAGGAUUGAGGAUGUCACAGGUCUAGACAUGCUCACAGCCGAGGAGCUGCAGGUAGCAAACUAUGGCGUUGGAGGACAGUAUGAGCCACAUUUUGAUUUUGGCAGAAAAGACGAGCCAGAUGCAUUUAAAGAGCUUGGCACAGGCAACAGAAUCUCCACCUGGCUAUUUUAUAUGAGUGAUGUCCCAGCAGGGGGCGCUACAGUUUUCACAGAUGUUGGAGCUGCAGUUUGGCCCAUAAAGGGAACAGCAGUAUUCUGGUACAACCUGUUCCCCAGUGGAGAGGGAGAUUACAGCACGAGGCACGCCGCCUGUCCUGUACUUGUGGGCAGCAAAUGGGUGUCAAACAAAUGGGUCCACGAGAGAGGCCAGGAGUUCAGGCGACCUUGUGGCCUGAACGAGACAGAAUGACGAACAGAAAACAUCUCUUCUUCCUCCUCCUCCUCCUCCUCCUCCACUCCUUGAUCCUUCAUGCUCUCAGUACACUGACAAUCCCUCUUUCCUUUGGGCCUUUGAGUGGCCAUGAGUCUGUUACGCCGUUAUGCACACACACAUUUAGAAACAUCCAGCUGUAUGCGACAACAGUUUUAACAGCUUUAAACAGUCUAAACUUUAACCACUGAAACAGCCGAGCACUCCAAAAAAUAAAAAAUAAAUGAACAAAGCAAAGGCAAUGUUUAUUCAAGAGGGCAACUCUGAGCCAUUUAAUAUACAGAAAUAAGUCAGGGUUUAAGCUUUCUACCAGACGUUUAGACAUUCUUACAAAACCAAAAUUCCUCACCCUGACCAAAGGGUUUUUUUUUUUUUCUGUUACUGGAUUUCAGUUUUAUUUAUCAAAAAGGUCAAAACCUUUAUGUGUUUUUUUGUGUCUAUGGAAAUUUUUAAAUAAGUGUUUUCUAUGGAAAUAAAAAAUAAUGUGCCUUCCAUGAGUGGAUUUC